AUGGUGAACAAUGACAAUGCAGCAGGUGACGACCUCACCACCAAAAGCCGCGUCCUCGAGACCGCAGCCGGAGUGAUCCAAGACUUUCGACCUGUGAAAAGCAUCUGCGCUCAUCUAAAUGCCUUUCACGUAUAUGCCUCUGAUCCGACACGAGCUGUAGAAGCAAAUCACUACUGCGCGCAUAUCACCGAAGAUAUCAGACAAUGUCUCCUCUACGACUCCCCCGAACCCAACGCCCGCCUCAUCGGAAUCGAAUACAUGAUCACCCCGAAAAUAUACUCAACCCUCGACCCCUCCGAACGCGAACUGUGGCAUUCCCACAUCUACGAAGUGAAAAGCGGCAUGUUAAUCAUGCCUACACCCGCCGGGGUCCCCAACUCAGUAUGGCAAAUGGCCGAAACCUCCGAAAUGAAAGAUAUUAUCCCCUUGUACGGGAAAGCGUAUCAUCUAUGGCAAGUGGAUAGAGGCGAUAAAGUACCCCUGGGAAAACCGGAGUUGAUGGGUAGCUUUGGGGAUGAUGCUAUGUUGGAGAAGGUGCAUCCGGAGGGUAAGAAAGGGUUGUUAAGGGAUAGGGAUAGGAGGUUUCGAGCGGAUUAUGAGGAAAAUGCGAGGUUGAGGGAGGGUUUGGAGGAGCCUGAGUUACAUCCCGACGCCGAUGCCAUGAUGCGCAAGAAAGUUGAAUAA
Talaromyces stipitatus ATCC 10500 is the source of this 684-nucleotide messenger RNA. RefSeq names its product DUF1264 domain protein. Lineage: Eukaryota; Fungi; Ascomycota; Eurotiomycetes; Eurotiales; Trichocomaceae. The transcript is spliced from 3 exons. The coding region runs from base 1 to 684 and encodes 227 amino acids. The record is from RefSeq and is a predicted model, not a curated record.